Messenger RNA from Notolabrus celidotus (New Zealand spotty), 3956 nucleotides. It is a transcript of the gene pkia, whose product is annotated as cAMP-dependent protein kinase inhibitor alpha. Gene Ontology annotation, molecular function: cAMP-dependent protein kinase inhibitor activity. Gene Ontology annotation, biological process: negative regulation of cAMP-dependent protein kinase activity. The coding region runs from base 308 to 541 and encodes 77 amino acids. The transcript is spliced from 3 exons. NCBI's taxonomy places the organism in Eukaryota, Metazoa, Chordata, Actinopteri, Labriformes, Labridae. Gene Ontology annotation, cellular component: cytoplasm; nucleus. The record is from RefSeq and is a predicted model, not a curated record.
GAAGAUGCGAAGGCCAUGGAGAGAAGACAAGAGACUUCCCAAACCAUCCCACUGAUGUGACAUGUAUCCGUGGAUUAAUGUCAUGUUUUGAGUCGUAAUCAGGUGUACGGUUGUGUGUGAUAACCUCGUGGACGCUGCUCGGGUCGGAUUGUUGUUUGGUUUGAUUUGUUGAGUUGAAUCGUUUGAUGUGAUGUCGGGCCUGUCGAGCGGAUCUGUAGGUGAAGUCACUCCCUAGAAAUGUAGCUCGGGGUUACAACACUAUCAGAGCUAUCUCUAAAGGUGUUGCCGUGUGGAUGAUGCCCGAGCGAUGUCUGAUGUUGAGGCCACGUACGCAGACUUCAUCGCCUCCGGCAGGACGGGACGCAGGAACGCCAUGCAUGAUAUCCUGCAGAGUCCCACUGACCCCGAUGGACGAGAGCUGCCCCUCACGCUGUCUCUGUCCCAGCUUCACAUCAACGCAGGAGGAGGAGAUGGAGACGACGCCGAGGACAGCCAGAGCUCGUCCUCCGCCCACAGGGAUUCAGAGCAGAGGAACAGCUAGCCAUCCACACACUCCUGCCCGUGGACGGAGAGCAGCGUGGGGGAUUCCAGCCGCCAUCGUGAUGAACCAGUUUAUCCACAGUGGGCUGAUCGCUGGAGGCUAGCACUACUGGUGCUCAUGUGCCUACAUAAGCAUGGUACUGACCCCCCCCAGAAUCCACUGUAGAGGUGCUGUGCUGGGAUAUAUUCACGCAGUGCUCUCAUGUUCCUGUGGCUCUGCUGUCCACUUGAUAAACAGACUGAUGGCAGGAGUGUAUUCAGAGCUGGUGAAAGCAGAGAGACUCAUCUGUAGCUCUUGUACAGCUGAUUUUACUUCAGUCGUAGUUAGUGAACACACAGGCUGGAUGGCUGGAAUGAAAAGAGAAAAAGAAAAAAGAAAAAAAGAGUUUAAUAGUUGUGCUGACAAUUUGUAAGACCACUGAGACGUGCUGAUGUAAUGGCCCACAGUGAGAGUAGCAUGUUUAGUAGUGAUGCUGGUAGAGAUUAUAUUGCCAGUUAAUGGCUUGUGCUUCCUUUAAAUUGACAUUACUGUGGAGGGAAUUGAGCGACUCAGCUGAAGUAGAAAAGGAGAACACUAUGGACAUAAAACACUGGGGCUUGACUACUUUAUAUGUGGGAAGGUGUGUACACUACUUCUGUUGUGCGUCAUGAACAUAACACAGUGAUGUGGGACUGGUUUGUAAAAACAGAAGAUAACCUGAGAUGAUGGAGCCGUGUUCAGUGAACCUAUAAUACACAUACAGUGAGCAUGGUAACAUAUUUUAUAACUCAGUGGUUUAAAAAAAAAAGAACUGAUGGUGGUGUAAUAUCUUUGGAACUGUUUAUACUUUAGUUUUUUUACUUUUCUAAUAAUGCCAUAAUAAUAAUAAUAAUCACAACUUUGAGGGAGAUUGAAAAUAUGGAAAAUACACUUAUUCACUUUCCAGCCGAGAGGGAGAAGAGAGGAUUCAAACUGCUUCAUGUCUGUAUGCUGAAUAUGCAGCUGAAGUCAGCCAGAGGGGAAGCUUAGCAUAACUCAAAGUUGAAACAGGGAAAUAGCUCGCUUGGGUUUGUAUGAAAUCUUAUACUUGGACCAGUUACACGGCAUCAAGCAAAGACUCCAAUCAAUCAAUUUUACAUCUAAGCCACAUCAUUGAUAAAAUUACAUUAUAUCUCCCUUUCCAGUUUUUAUAUAUCGCUAGGUCAAGAGCCACAAACUCUUAGUAUAAAGGUUACUUUUGAUUCCUUCUGACAUGGAUAAUCAUUUGUAACUCUGCUGUUAAUUUCAGGUUUCCUUUUUAAGUGUAUUUGCUGGCCCACCUUUUGUCUGCAAGUGUUUCUCCCAUUAACUGUAUAUAAAGAUGGAAGACAUCUCCACCCUUUCCCACUGUACACAAAACUGAAGUCAAAAUACCUCCUGCAACAGUCACUGACAUACUGUGGCACCGGCAUCAAUUUAGAGCCUGUUUUUGAAACCGCCUGCCACAUACUACCUAUGAAUACAGUAUGCAGUAUAUACUUCAUACUGCGUUUGAAGGUAGUAUCAUAGACAGUAUAAAAAAUGGAAGUAGUAUCUGUGACGUCACCCAUCUGUUUCUGAAGCGCUGUUUUGAGGCCAAUCGUCGGCGGGAGCCAUAUUGCUGCUGUCGAGCGAUUGUGACGUAAAGAGGCUUUGAGCCUCCUAGUCAACAGCUACAGUGUUCCUGCCUGUCAAUCAAGUCAGCUGUGUCUCUCAUUGGAAGACUUGCAAUCUAAAUAUCUUCGAAAUUGCCGCGUUAUAAAAAAUUCACCCCCCUCUAUCCAGAGCUAUCCAGAGUACACUCGUCUUUAGUACCAGGCUGUAAACAUGUUUAUUUCUUCUGUAAAGAUCGGCUUUUUUGAAUUGGUGUGUAUGUGGUUUCCAGUACUUCAGGAGCCAGCCUCAAGCGGAUCCUCGAUGAACUACAGUUUUUAACACUUCCGCAUUGGACUCAUAUUUUUAGACGGGAGGUUGCCGCUUGGUUUGAAGGUAGUAUGCCAUAUGUGUAUCUGUUGGAUCUGUUUUGUAGUGUGCUUGGCCAGGUGCCUCUGGAUUUUCAGUUUCGAAAAGCGGAGGCAAACGAUGACCAAGCUGAUAGUGACUCUAACAUGCACCUGUACAGAAGCUAUAGUUCUCAAAAUAGAUCCACUCGACCCCCACUCCAAAAAAACACAAAACUUAAACCUACCAACCACAGAUCCAACAAUAUGGUUAUUGAAAGAUGAAGACGACAUAGUUCCUCCUUUCUCAAUUUGUGCUUCCAGCCAUGUUCUUUGGUUUCAUGACAGUUAUUUUAUAUGUGUAAGAAAACACUGUUGAUUUGUUACCAAUACAGAUAAGCUAGGUGAGCAAACAGAUGGGCCUGUGUCCACUAACCACUUUUUUUAGCACUGGCAUUAGCCCUGACCUUGACUUUAGAGCACUUCUCACCAGCUAUGUUACUAAAGUUGUCCCGCAUGACUUCUGCUACCCAUAGUAGUGACCUUUAAGACUAUUUUCAAAAUGCUCUGUAUGCUUUAUUUUUCACUAUAACAAUAUAAUAGUAAUAGUACCUCUAAACCAUUUUAAAUUUCCCCGUUGUGGAACGAAUAAAUGACUAUCCUUUCUUAUCUUAAAAACAAGUGUGGUUAGUUUCCCUCCUCUACUGGCCUCCACCAUUUUUGUUGACAAAGCUGAAAUCAGAAGCCCCACCCCCUCUUGAUUUUGAAAGGUUGGUAUUGGACGGCUGACAUUAACUAGCAUGAAAAAAACAGCUGGCAUAUGGAGCCUUUUUGCACAUUGGACGCUGCUCUGCAUUGGUUUUGUGUAAAUGGGUGCUGCCUGUGAAAAUAAUGCUGUCAGUGGACACAGGCCCUGAAUGUACAUACAUGAGACCACUAGGAAUCCUUUUAAUGAACUCUUCGUAGUAAAAUGAAGAAGGGUGUUUUCCAGCUACUGAAAUGUAGAUAUGCAAUACUCAGUGGAGCUUCCAGUAAUUUAACAUGUUGGGGUGAAAUUUCCUCUUAAAGCUAAUCCGUAUUCCCACUUUACAUAAAAAAUGGAAACCUCCCCUAAUCACGACCCGCAGAGACCAUCAUGCAUGCACUGUUGAAACUUUUUAUUUUUAUAUUUUGUCCCUUGUAUAAUCUUGCUGUAAUACUGCGACGUAAACGUGUCUCAUUCUGACUCAUGCUGACGAUAACACUGCUAAUAUAACUGUGUUUUAUAACACUCAUUCAAUCAGGUUUUCAGGUUGUAAACUGCCAUGUGACCAUGUAACUCUCUCACCUGCAACAACACUGUGUGACCCUGCUGUUCAUAACUCAGCAUGUAGACAUAAAGCAGGUGCAUGAUUCUGCUUAAUGUGUCUGUGUUUGUCUGACUGCCUAUAAUCAUAUUUCUACAUAAUGUGUCAAAACAAAAUAAAUAUCUGAUCACA